Oncorhynchus mykiss (rainbow trout) is the source of this 989-nucleotide messenger RNA. Lineage: Eukaryota; Metazoa; Chordata; Actinopteri; Salmoniformes; Salmonidae. The record is from RefSeq and is a predicted model, not a curated record.
GGCUGCUGUGUGUUCUUUUACUGACUGGGAUCAUAGGCCUUUGUGCCCACUGUGAGUUUACCCAGUUUUACAUCAUUAAUAGUCAGGUUGUUUUAGUGUGAUUAUUUUGGUCAUUGCUUUUUAUGUUUCUUUGCAGACAACAGAGUGGCAAGUGACUUUGAGGAGGAGCAGACUAAGCUAUUGACAGAGACAGACCAGCUGAAGGGGGAGAUAGUUAUCCUUCAAAAUAAAUGAUUGUUUAUGGAGCAUCAUUUUAAAAUGGGAUGGCGUCAUUUUGGAUCCAGUUUUUACCUCUUCUUCACUGUGGAGAAGACUUGGGAGCAGAGCAAACAGGACUGUGUAGGGAGUGGAGCCGACCUGGUGAUCAUAGACAGCAGAGAGGAACAGAAUUGUAUCAGUGGAUUCAAUGGGAUGUUCUGGAUUGGUCUGUCUGACAGAGAGACAGAGGGGUCAUGGAAAUGGGUGGAUGGAACACCACUGACCAUAGAGUACUGGAAGAGUGGAGAGCCUAACAGUUACGGCGGUGAAGAGGACUGUGCUGAGAGAAGCUUAAUUUAUUCUAACACAGAGCAGAGCUGGAAUGAUGUAGCAUGUGGUCAACUGAAGUUAGGGAUCUGUGAGAAAGUGGCUUAUCCGUAACUCAAACUGCACAUAUAACUGCAUUCAAACUGCAUUCUUUUCUUUUCAUUUUUCAUGAACCAUCAAGUAAUAUACUGUAUAUGUUUUUUUUUACAACUCCUGCUUGGACUAUUGCAUACAAUUAUUAGAUUAUCAUUUCAAUUAUAAUUUUGAUUAAUUAUAUUUCCCCAUUGUUUAAAUAAAUAUAUAUAUAUAUAUCAAUGCCUAAUUAGCUUAGUGCAGCUGCUAUUACCCUAUAAUAACCCCAACAUGUUAUUUUACUUUGUUUUGUUGUCAUUUGAGUCUUUUUAUAUCUUAUACCAAAAGUAUGGAUGUAUGACUCCUCCACUUGUUUCCAGGUUUCCAAAUAA